Humulus lupulus (European hop) is the source of this 856-nucleotide messenger RNA. RefSeq names its product mitochondrial import receptor subunit TOM5 homolog. The transcript has 3 exons. Gene Ontology annotation, cellular component: mitochondrial outer membrane translocase complex; mitochondrion. The coding region runs from base 155 to 319 and encodes 54 amino acids. The record is from RefSeq and is a predicted model, not a curated record. Lineage: Eukaryota; Viridiplantae; Streptophyta; Magnoliopsida; Rosales; Cannabaceae.
GAGUAACAUCCAGGAGGUCAUGUUCGUAAUUAAGAAACGCACUCCUACCUCUCAAAAUAGGCAUUAGCGAAUCGCGGUCUCUCUCGUCUCUUCCCAAAACCCCAAACCCUAGCAUCGUAAUACUUACCAUCUCUUCCAUCUUUCUUGAGCUUCAAUGGCAGACUCUUUGGUUUCACUUGACAAGGUCAAAGGCUUCUUGUACGCCCAGUACAACGACGAGGAGAAGUGGGCCCUUAACAUGAAAUUACUCCGGGCUGUCGGUCUUUUUGCUGGGUCAAUAGUUCUGAUGCGAAAUUAUGGUGAUCUUAUGGCAAUAUGAGGAUAUUGAUGUCUAUUCUUAGUUGGUUUUUUAUCAGCCAAUCUCACACUGUCUCUAAGUUUGGAACUCCAAAACCACCUCAAGGCUUUUCAUUCCUUUAUUACUUUUAAUCAUCAAGACAUUUGUCCUUGUUUUCGUAGGAGUUCGUUAUAAUUUUAAAGGUACAGUAAGCUUAUCACAGAGAGAAAUGCUUAUAAUUGUCUGGUAAUCAAUCUAUUCCAUCAAACAAUGUUUUGUAUGCCAUUGUAUAGUGUGAUUAAGAUGGUUUUACAUGUUUUUACUGAAGCAGAUUUUUAGUUUGAGGGCUUUGUAUGACUUGAUACUAGGCUAAAAAUUCAUAUGUUUUCUAAAGCAUUAGCUUUUGCAUUGGAAUCUCUUAAAACUAUACAUCACUCUGUAUGGUUGGGGGAAAAUGAAUGGAAUGCAACAAAUAAGAUUAUAUUUUCAUUCCAUCUCUUUAGUAUUUAGCACAUAGGAAUGUAAUGACUUUUUUGAAGAGCAUUCUAUUGCAUAAUAAUUAUUACUUAUAUUAUUUUA